Canariomyces notabilis is the source of this 360-nucleotide messenger RNA. RefSeq lists its product as uncharacterized. The coding region runs from base 1 to 360 and encodes 119 amino acids. The record is from RefSeq and is a predicted model, not a curated record. The transcript has 2 exons. Lineage: Eukaryota; Fungi; Ascomycota; Sordariomycetes; Sordariales; Chaetomiaceae.
AUGCGAUAUCACGUGAAGAAUCAUCCAACCCAGGGCUGGAUGUACGAGGAAAUCGAUUUGGACGACGUGCAAUCCACCGCCAGACUCCUCGCCCGCAUCGUGGUUGCAAAGAUUAAAGACGAAAAGCGGCUCAUUGAAAUCUUCCGCACGACGCCCGUCGUUCAAAACGAUCCCAAUUGGCGUUGCCGUACCUGGGUCGCCGAUGUCCUAUCACGGAUAGCCGAGGACGGGAAGAUCGAAGCACUGGCCCGCGAUUAUGUGGCGAAGAAAACAGAAGCCGGGAGGUAUGCGAACGCCGCAGAUCUGUUGCUGCCGAAGCCGACAUGGAAUAUGUUUGAGGAAAAGGAAAUUGUGCCCUAG